GUUUCUUAUCCAAACCUCUGGAGCUGGGAAAUAAAAACCUUCGUGUCUCUGCACCGUCUCUCCUCUUCUUCACCUUCUUUACACUGAGGCCACCCGAUACUACACGUUGUGAGACCCACGUCCUGCGGAGAGAGGAGGAAGAUUUCUGAGGGAAAAUGAAUCCGCUCAUGCUUUGAGGGAUGAAAGAUCAUUUUUCUCUUUAACCCUUUCUGCUCCCAGAUCUGCGAACAAUCGAGCAGACGAUGAUGCGCCAGGUGACCAGCAGUGACUUCUGCAUGAGCAGCCGGCCCUCGUGCCUCGCAGAGGAUGGCCACCACCCUGCCUCCCAUUUCGACCUGUGCGCCUCCCAGUCCAACAAGUUCUACCCUCCUCCCUCGUCGUCGUCCCUUCAGAUGACCCUGACGCCCAUGGUCUUACCCGCCCUGAGCCACAAGCCCAUGGUGUGCCAGCGACAGGAAGUGCUCGAGGGUAACAUACCGGGCAUUAAAAGCUCUGAUCAAGCGCCAGACGAUGCCAAGAAGAAGAGCAAGGCUGCGGGGAAGACGGGCAGGCGCGGGAGGCCUUUGGGAACCACCAAGCUGGCCGGAUACAGAACCAGCACGGGUCGACCACUUGGCACCACCAGAGCUGCUGGUUUCAAGACGAGCCCAGGGAGGCCACUGGGUACGACCAGAGCGGCGGGGUACAAGGUCAGCCCCGGUCGGCCCCCCGGCAGCAUCAAGGGCUACUCUCGCCUCAACAAACUGGCUUACGGUAGCACCUGCAGCGGAGCGGCUUUCCCCUAUCCGCUGGCACACAAAGAACUUCUCUGUGAACCUUCCUGCAAAGAGAAGACGACAAACGAGUGAAGGCUCUGUUUCUGCUCCCCCCAUAAGUGGAAUAAGAGAUGCACGUGUACAGGUUUCCUUGCAGAUGGUUGGGGGGGGAUGUAAUCUUUUCCUUUUCUGCUGUGUCUGGGACAAGACGAUUUUCUAUGAUUGGUGUUGGUGUCAUCUGUGUGCCUGCCACUUGAUAUAACACUGUUACUUUUACAGUGCUACAGCUGGAGAGCUAUAACCUGUGGAAGGUUUAACUACUCGACACUGUUUCUGUCAUCAUUGGGGGGGAAGAACUCCAGAUGUUCACAGAGCAAGGUGCUUUUAUCUUAGUAACAACUGUGUUGGUAAUUCAUUUCUUAUUUAUUUUUCUUUUAACAUCAAGAGAUAGUUGAAGCAUCCAUUUUAAAUUGUUUAUUGCAGCAACAAGUGUGUGAACCUUUCUGGGAUGUUUACAGCACAAAACAAGGACUGAUGGACUAAGAAGGGGGGCAAGCAGUAAUGUUGUUUUUACAGUCUUUAAUCGACCAUUGUGUCACAUUUGUAAAAGGGCAAUGGCACUUCAAUAGAUAAUCACGCACUUAAAACUGAAGUCUAGUUAAUACAACCUUUUCAACUUAGACUUAACACCCAGAAAAAUACUCCUGUUAAUAAACUCACUCAUCACUGUUCACUCUCUAAAGGUCAAGCCACUAAAUGUCUUUAUUUUACUUGCAUGCAAAUCUUUUCAAAGCAGCUGAAGUCACAGAUUCUUGUAUAAAAUCCAAGUCAGUACUAACUUUUUCACUCAAAAGUAUAAAGCAAAAAAUGCAGAGACGUCCGGCUUUUUUAAUUCAACCUGCUAAAGAUGAGAUGACGUGCCCUAUGGUUGCCUCAUCUGCUCAUUAGUCACCCUGGAAAAGUUGUUUUUUGUGUAUUUGUGAAUGAACAGUGUUGAUAUUUCCUGUUUGUCCCUUGAUCGCUCUUAACAAUACUAAAAUAUGUAAUAUUUCAUGUUUGGUGCACAGACAGUUUGAAGCCUCAGACUCACUGGUGGCCUCGCAGUUGAAAUGAGGAUUUGUCAGUGGACUCUUGGUAGAACUGUUCUAUCUGGAGUGCACUUGUCUCCUUACCAAGGACUAGGUGCUGCUACACAAACCAAAAUUUCAAAUUUUUAUAACAAAAAUCAUGUUUCUCAAAAGCAUCUUUGUUGGAAAUGGUUUCAACCCAAAGCAGCAAAACAAAAAGUGUACUCAGUUCAAUAAACAUAAAAUAUCAUGUCAUAUCGUCUCAGUGAGGAAGUAAUCAAGAGUAAAAAUCUAAACCUAUAUUCAGUCUUAACUGUAAAUACCUGAUGAUUUUUUAACAUUAAAUAUGUCGUUCUAAAUUGUCAAUUGGCAACAUUUAUAAAAUAUUUAUUUGUGGUUGUCAAUCAAAUCUUACUAAAUCUGGACUUCCUGUUUUGUAAAGUCUUAACUGACACAACAGAAAACAGCAUAAUAAGGUCACUGUUGACUUUGUGACGUUAAAUGCACAUUGCUUUACACAGAGUGGAUGCUUUGUAAUUUUGUCUUGACAGGAAAGUUGAUUUAAUCACUUGUAUUACAUUAAUAUUUAUUAUUAUUUGUCCCAAAUAUUUUAACAGAAUCAACUUUGUCACAUGAAUGUGUCAACGACAAUGAUUAACAUGGAAGUUGUCUUAGAGUUGUUCAGCGAUUUUACACAAAAUAUCAUAAAGGAAGAAACAUUUAAUAUUAUUAUAAUUUAUUUGAUACUCACAUGACACAUAUUUGGAUCUAUUAAAUUAGUGCAGAGGAUUUUAUUGUGAACAAAUGACACCAUUGCUGAGAAAGCUCUCUGACAUAGCUGGUUUAUAUUAUGUGUUUUUAAAAUGUGAGCUGCCAGUUUGAAUUUCCCUGUGAUAUCUGCAGACAGGGGGCGUUGUUUCUCCAGAACGACAAGCCAAAACUCAUUAUCAGGAACAGGAAAAAAAGACUCAAAGGUUUAAGAAUUUGGCAAGUACAGAUUGAUGUUUAAGUGUUUUAAUCAGUUUUUGACUUUACAUAGUUGCUCGUAAAAUAAUUGUAUCAAUUGUUUUAAUCAAUCUGUCCAGUUUUUAUAGAAAUAUAUAAUUUAAUGGUCAAAUUCAUAUCAGAUUAUUUUUAAUUAGGUAUUUACAAUAUAAAGUAAACAAUCAUAGCCUCGUAUAGCACUUGAAUCAGAAGCUGAUGUUUGUCUGAGAUGCAGGCAGAAAUUAAGAAAUGGACUAGUUUGAUUGGUUUACUGUUCACAGUUAUUUCACAGCAUGUUCAUUGCAUCGUAAAUACAGUCAGUCACAUGUAGUCAAACCUGAUUUUGAUCUAAACUAUUUGUCACUGUGUCGGUUUCUGUUCGGGAGUUUCAUCUUACAAUUUGCCUGAAGAAUAUAAUUCAUAUGUUGGGAAUUCAGAUUAAGAGAGUGGAGACAUUUAUUUAAUUUGGUGCAAUAACCUGUCGUAUGUAUAUUGUACAGUGUAAACUUUGAUACUAUCACUUUUUAUUAUUGUUGUAUUUUGAUACUGUUGUACAAGGCCUUUUCUCACUAGUUUAGUUGACGUGUGUUUGUGUUAACAGAGGUGAUUGAAACGUCACAUACAAAUACUCUCUCCACCCUCUACCAAAGAAUAUGAUGUUAACUAACUUUAUUUGAUAGAAGAAAAUAAUCCAAUGUCUCACAAAGUAACCUGAGCAUGAAAACUUCUGCGUAAAAUGUAAAUGAAAAUAGCUCUGUCCAAUGAAAGAUGGCUCAAUUGUUGGGAUUAAUGCAAAAAGCUUUGAGUAAUCACUGCAUCUAAAGCCUCGAAACACGCAGGUGUAAUUGAUUCAUGGAUAGUCGAUUGAAUGGAUUGUUAUUUUCAACACAUUGACGAUAUAAAGUUAGAAUCCUUGUUUUAAUUCUACAUUGGAAAAAAGGUCUCUUUUCAUAGAUUUCAUAUGUAGCCACGUGUAUGAUGUUGGACUGAACAUUUCUUGUUGAGGUUAUGGCUGAAGUGAUGCCUCCCUGUCGCAUAAUCUAGAGGUUUGAGUCUUCUUUUACAGUUUAAGUGUUUUUUUUUGUUUUAUAGUUUUUAGAUUCACACAUUAAGAGUAAUAGGAUCAAAAUGCUGGUUGGAUGCACUGUUAAUUACAUCUGCCUUUUUCACAGCAGAUAUUUAGAUAGAGAUCGAAAGGUACAUGCAGGCUAUAGAUAAUAAAGUUAAUGAUGGUUUGAUUCUAUUUAGCUAAUCGGUAUUGUGCAGGCUGACAUCUUGACACUUGAAUAGAAAAAAGGUAUUCUGUCUGUCUCAGUCAUCUCCCUCUGCUGUAGUUGCUCCUGAAACCUGAUGAGCAUUUCUCACUGAAAAGCUGAAACAUGUUUGACUUUUUGUCCUUAUUCUUGGCUAACUGGGGUUCUACCAUAUACUUUAUCCACUGUUGCUUCAGCAGCUACAGCUCUAUUGACUUCAGACCUGGUGCUUACUUUGUUGGAGUCUGCUCCACAGCUUCCUGCAAAGACUCACAAAGGAUCUUGUUUAUAAUGGAGUUUGGUGAAAGUAAUUAACAUUUACAUUAAUUGAAUAACAACAAAUUUUGCAAACUGUACCCCCCUCGUCCUCAGUGAUAUCCCAUUGAGAUUGUAGCCUUGUCCUCUAUAUUUGUAUCAGAUUCAGUCAAUCAAAGUGGCUCUCCAGUCUGAUUAUCAGAUUGCAAGGUUCCACUGUAAAUCUGCAUUUAAUUUUUUUUUUAAAUUUAUUAUCAUGUUAUUGUGAAUCAUGUUUUCAUUAUCUAGAACAGAACAUCGUUCCAGAACAAAAAAGCUGUUAACUUAAGGGGAUAAUUUUUUGUUGUUGAAUGUUUACAAUGUGUUGGUUGUAAUAACUCAGGUAAUAUUGGUUAUUAUUCUUCAAUGUUUAUUUUUCAGAUCAGUCGUGGUUGAUGUUCAUUUAGUUGAGAUAAUUGAUUGAAAAAACAUAAACAUGUGUCAGCUUCUGCUCGAUGAAAGAAAACCUGUAAGUUAUACUGUGUUGGUUUGUGGUUAUGUCAGGGAAAGUGGGACUUUUGAACGCUCAUCUGAUCGGCAUCAAAGUGCUUGAAGUGAAAAUCUAAAGACUAUAGGACUAGAAAUGGCUGAUGUCAGAUUUUGAUAAGAAUUAAAGCAGGACUUCUUCACCACAUGAACACCUGGACAACACAUGGAUUUGGUGUCAUUGUAUCACAGACAUGUGAGGUGAUCAUAAACUAUAGUAUGAAAGUUAAAGACGGGGUUAUGAGGCCAAUGUCAUGACGUAUGAUGUCAUGAUGUAUUGGCCAGUCAGGUUUAACCUUGAAGCACUCUCUGGGUCUUAAUCUGUUUCACUGGUAAGUUCAUAUCUAAAAUAAUUUGUCAAAGGUGUGGACAAGGUGUUACAAUUUUAUGCUGCUAAAUUUUUUUUUUCCCUGUUUUUUAAUUUUGUUCAUUUGGUGGAGUGCACUGACAUUCUUGACCUGGACCCUGAUCGAAGGAUGAUUAUUGAAGGUGGAUUAAUGAAAAACAGACUCAGUAAAGAGGUUGAUUUAUUCACCUUCUUGUCAUUUGUAGCGAUAAUAUUUCAAGUUCAAUCAGCACUCUUACUUGUUGAGUGAAUAUUUUUUCUCUCACCACCUUUCAGUGUAAAAUCCUGACCUGGUCCCUUAUCUUAAAAUUCAAUUUUGAGUGUUUUUUUGUUGGAGAAGAUGUGAAGCUCAGUUAUUCCAAGUGUGUGACUGGAGAGGCCUGUGAAGCUUUGUAUCAUUCCUACUUUAUUCCUGCAUGAUUACUGUGGAAUGCU
Platichthys flesus (European flounder) is the source of this 5620-nucleotide messenger RNA. RefSeq names its product chromosome 15 C5orf24 homolog (gene c15h5orf24). Bases 243 to 848 code for a protein of 201 amino acids. The transcript is spliced from 2 exons. The record is from RefSeq and is a predicted model, not a curated record. NCBI's taxonomy places the organism in Eukaryota, Metazoa, Chordata, Actinopteri, Pleuronectiformes, Pleuronectidae.